Molecule: messenger RNA, 1503 nt
Organism: Rhipicephalus sanguineus (brown dog tick)
Lineage: Eukaryota; Metazoa; Arthropoda; Arachnida; Ixodida; Ixodidae
Exons: 4
Source: RefSeq, a predicted model, not a curated record
AUGGUGACGUCAUGCCUGAGGAGUGUCAUCCGCGAGGAAGCACAGGCACUGAGGCUCGAGUUCUUUCGUCAGACGGGCAUCACCGCAGGAGCAGGCGACAUGAGCGCCCCUCCAUUUCAUCACGCUGGCCAUCUGCAACGUUGCGGUGGCUGCGGGGCGCUGAAGAAUCACACGCAGCACCACUACCCCGAACAGCGCCAGCGUCGCCAAGAGCCUAGCCUGGUGUUGCAGCAACUUCAACAAAGCCAGGCUCGCGACUUCCUUGAACAAGUUGCAAGACGCCAUGGGAACUCUUUACUGACUCGCCUCGACAAGCAGCUAGCGGUCAAGGUCGUUGGUGGCGACAACAUUGACUCUGCAGCCCUACCGUUACCUGAGUCGUCUGAAAGCAGCUUCAGCCUCGGAGUGGACAGUAGCAUUGAGCUCUCGCCUAGCCUAGACGAAUGUGAUGUGGAGAUGCUUGCCCCGCGAGAAGUUAAGCCGCAAGAGUACGAUUUACCGCUGUUGGAAAGACGGUACUUAGCACAGACAGUAUUUUGCGGUCGUGCAUGGUACAUUUCUCAUGUUGUGCAGCCCCCCUUGCGAAUAACUAGGUCGUUGCAAUCCCUUCUUGGCUCGUUUUUCUGGUCAGGUGGAACAGAGCUGGUUUGCCGCGCUGCGCUUGGGCAACCACGCAACAGAGGUGGAUUCGCGUUCCCGUCUGUGUCUGUUCGCUGCCGGCUGCUUGCUCUGCGAUUCUUGCUUCGGUUGCUAAACGGUGACCAGUGUCCAGCGCUUGAUCUUGCCUGCUAUUUCUUAGGCACAAAGUUACGCUAUUUGUUACCGGGAGCAAGGCUUAACUCCGCGCCGCAAGCACUUAACGUGCCUGCAUUUUACUCCACGGCAGUAGCAUUUUAUCGGCAUGCACAGCAGGUUUGCCCUGAUGUGGACAUUCUAGAAAACCGGGUUGUAGAUACAACGGCAGCCCUGCUGCUCCCUCUGGUUCCUCCAGCCCGUCUAGCACGUUCGAGUCGUGUCUCGUGGAGCGCGAUAACGGCAUCCUUUCUACCUGGUCAUCUCCGUGACUUCAUGUGGCGUCUGGGAUGGAGAGUACUCCCAACACGAGACAGGCUGGAGAGGUGGGGCAUGGUCCCAUCUUCCAUUUGUCCUAACUGUCCACUACAAGAGUCCAACCAGCAUGUGCUGCAGCAGUGUGUAAUUGCAAGGGUAUUUUGGCGAGCCGUUAACACUGGUUUCCGUGGCCUAGGAGUUAAUCGUUUCGUCACAUCUGGCCGCUGCUCGCGUAGUCGCUUUGCACACCUUCUAAUUGCUGCGGGGGCUUUUUGUUUGUGGCGUAACAGGUGUGAGGCUGUUGCAGCAGGUCACCGUCGCCGAACUCUGUUUCCGAUUCUGGAACGGUUGUACUCCGAACUUAUGUCCUUUUUGUCGGAGGAAUUGUUCUUCCUUGGGGAAGAGGAAUUCCUACGGCAAUGGUCAUGCCGUUUCCUGUCGGUGGUUGAUGGG